Molecule: messenger RNA, 1389 nt
Organism: Gadus chalcogrammus (walleye pollock)
Lineage: Eukaryota; Metazoa; Chordata; Actinopteri; Gadiformes; Gadidae
Exons: 7
Coding region: 1-1389 (462 amino acids)
Source: RefSeq, a predicted model, not a curated record
AUGCAUGUCAGCUCUCAGGAGACGGGGCACAGGCCUGAGCACCAGCGUCUGCUGGAGAUGGCAGAGGGUCGGACAGAGGAAGCUUGCCAUGGGCUCCUAACGGGCGAGCGGUUGCCGCAACAUGAGAUGACGCUGUACCGGUACUUUUGCAUGGCCACCCUGACGAUCACGCACCGUGUACCGGAAGAGACGGUGGUGGACUUCAAAGUAACUCAUUCCAAUGUUCCCUCCAGCCGGUUUCUGUUUCCCUCCAACUUUGACUCUGCUCGGUUCGAGUUGUUUGUAUCCUCGCCUACAAUAAGAGUCCCCCGUAACAGGUCACUGAGUGGAAUGACAGGUGAGCGCCGGUGUCGGGGCGACGAUCUACUUCCGAGACGGUGCGGACAGAGCUGUUAUCAGCGUAGACGAGGAGAGGGUGCCUACUUCACGGCCAUCAGGCCGCUCUACCUGACGCGGCAAGGGGAAUCAGCGGAUGACCAGGGCUGCUUCUUCCUGGGGACCACAGUACUUCCCGUGGCCAAUCCCAGAUCCGACUUGUGCCGUCUCUGGAGGCACUGUCGGAAGAUCUGCGAGGGAGCGGGCCCGAAUCCGCCGCCCGUUACGGCCGAGGCCACGGGGACGUCUUCCCGGGACAAAAGUUCUGUGUCGGGGAAAGGGUCACGUGACGACCAAUGGGACGCUUUCGUCACUGAAUUCCCCGUAACAAUAGGUGCCCUCGCGCCCUCCAAAGAAGAACUUGUCGGUGCCGGGUUUGGUGAUGAACAGACGCCCUAUUUCAAUUGGAGGCGCAUCCAGCUGGAAAAGCGUGUGCUACAUGUCUCCGCUUCCGCUGGAAGGCAGCGACCGACCGAGGCCAAAGUGGCAGCCAUUGUGGCCAAGGAGGAGUGGAAAACAAAUGUCCCCUCUCUCCCGGAUGUGCUCCAGGCGUGGGUCUCCCCUUUAAAGGCAGCCAUUGAGGACGACAAAGGUGUCCUCAAGUCAGUGGUGGAGCAAAGGUGGAAGGGGAUCGAUUUUAAGGAUUUCAGAGAACACAAGGGUAGAGGCGUCAUUGCCACCAUGCUGUUCUCCAAAGGUGAAGUGAUCUGCGACUGUCACGGAAAGCUCAUCUCUGAAUCGGAGGGGAAGAAGAUGAUGGAUGAAAUGCAGGAGGGAGUGAUGUGCUACCUCUUCUUCGUCAGGGGCAGGCUAGGCACCAAGCUGUGCAUCGAUUCCCAGAACUUCCCCUGCGAGUGCCGCCCUGGAAAGGAAACCUUUGGAAGGCGCAUGAACGACUCGGGCAAGGCGUCCAAUAGAAACAUAGCCGUCAACGAAGAGCUGCGUUGGGACUAUGGUGUGAGACGGAUGUCCUUCAGAGAUGAGGGCAUGGACCUGGCAUGGCUGGAUGACUGA